Messenger RNA from Triticum aestivum (bread wheat), 1071 nucleotides. Its product is annotated as BTB/POZ and MATH domain-containing protein 2-like. Gene Ontology annotation, biological process: protein ubiquitination. The record is from RefSeq and is a predicted model, not a curated record. Gene Ontology annotation, molecular function: protein binding. Bases 19 to 1071 code for a protein of 350 amino acids. NCBI's taxonomy places the organism in Eukaryota, Viridiplantae, Streptophyta, Magnoliopsida, Poales, Poaceae. The transcript has 2 exons.
UUGAUCACGCCGUACACCAUGCCGACUUCCUCGCACGACGCCGGCGACGGCGUUCCCUCCAUAUCCGCUUCCUCCGUCGUUGCUAACGCCGUGUGCGGCCACCACUUGCUGAAGAUCGUGGGCUACUCGCGCACCAAGGAGGUUCCCAACGGCGAGCGCAUCGACUCUAGCCCGUUCCAGCUGGGAGGCCGCACAUGGCGUGUUCGUUACUAUCCCAACGGGAAAAACUCCGAGCACAUCGAUUACAUAUCUCUCUUUCUCCGCUUGGAUGAUACCGUUGCCGAGGCCGAGGCCGUGAAUGCACAAGCCAAGUUCAGCUUACUCGACCAACAUGGGAAUCCUGUGCCUCCCUAUAUCCAGCGUACCCUCACGAACAACUACGCUGUGAAUAUAUCUUGGGGAUACGGCAUACGGGAAGUUCAUCAAAAGGGAGGAGUUGGAGAAAUCAGAGCAUCUCAAGGACGAUUCCUUCACUGUCAAGGUCGACGUCGCUAUGCUGGGGUUGUUCCACGGGCAGGAGACGCCAUCCAUCGUGGGGAUCUCCUAACAAGCAAAGCAGGCGUCGAUGUCGAAUUCCUAGUGGGCGGGGAGACAUUCUCGGCGCACCGGUAUGUGCUCGCGGCGCGCUCUCCCGUUUUUAGAGCAGAGUUCUUUGGUUCGAUGAAGGAGGGAACUACCACUGAGGCCAUACGUAUAGAUGACAUUGAGGCACAUGUGUUCAGUGCUCUGCUUACUUUCAUGUACUCGGACGCUUUGCCGGAUAUGAAGCAACAGGAAGAAUAUGACAUGGCUCAGCAUUUGCUUGUUGCAGCAGAUAGGUAUGGUUUGGAGAGGCUGAAGCUGAUUUGUGAAUAUAAACUGAGCAAUCAUAUCUAUAGGAGCACCGUGGCGGCCAUCUUGACAUUGGCGGAGCGGCACCACUGCCAUGGGCUCAAGAAAGCAUGUUUGGCAUUCCUUGGCUCGUCAGCGAAUCUGAAUGCGUUCAUGGAGUCUGAAGGUUUUGAGUUUUUAACCAAGAGCUGCCCCGGUCUUGUAAAGGAUCUCCUCUUAUCCAAGGUUGUAGCUUGUUGA